AUGGCCCCCGAAAAGAGGCCCGCGCCCGGCGCAGCGGGUCGCUCCAGCGCCAACCCGAACCGCGCAAACGCCGCAUCAUCAUCCUCGUCACAGUCACCGUCGUCGUCGUCUUCCAACGCCCAAGCCCCACCACCAAACUGGAAGAAGCGCAAGUUUGAAAAGGCCCAGUCCGCACGCCACAUACAGACUCAGAUGCCACGAUCCACCUCCUCCGCGCACCCACCCUCUGCAUCCACAUCCGCUUCCAAGCACCACACAUCGUCGUCGUCAGCCUCGGCAUUGGCAUCGGCAGCGCGCACCGCCAACACCGCACAGCCCCAACCCUUACCCCCGCAGCUCGACCUCGAAGCCGCCAUCUCUUCGCGCGCCUUCCAGAUACGCUCCUUUCAGAAUGCCCUGCGCAACGCCAAAAACGCAAACACUACAAGGGCAUGGCAGCUCCUCCCAAGGCACGCCCGCAGGAGGGCCGCAUCCCACAACCUCCUCCGCCUCCCCACCCGCCUCCGCCCAAAGGCCCGCAGCGAGCUCAGCGCCAGCAACACCCUCGCAAAGACGCGCGCCCAGAUACGCAGCCGCCUCCCCACACACGGCAUCGUCCGCGCCACCCUCCGCCGCCAGAAGCUCGCACAGCGCGCCGCCCACCCCAACCGCAAGUGGCUCGAGACCCACCUCUGGCACGCAAAACGCUUCCGCAUGUCGAUCGACAAGGGCAAGUCAAAGGAGUCGGACCAGGGCGUACAGACCUCGCGCUGGGGUUUCGUGCUGCCAGAGACGACCAUGAUGAAGAGCCACAAGGCCAGCUGGAGGAGCGCACUCGAAAAAGUCACCCUCCACGACGCCAGCUACCACGCCGUAUUUCGCCUUGGCGCCGAGCGCAUCCUCCCACCAUCCCAGACGCUCAGCGCAGAGGCAGAGCACGAUGCCUGGACCUUGCUCCUCACGCUCCUCGACCAGGCACUCGACCGAGCCGGCAUCUCGACCGCCGCCGCCAGUCCGGGCAACGACACACAGGCCAGCGCCGACGGCGCCGUCCAGGUCGACGCCAUCCUGACCGCUCAGCGCCCCUCCACCUCCGCCAGCACCGCAGCGCAGGCGAGGGCCGCCAUCGCGCCCGUCCGCAUCUUGCGCCUCCCCCAGCGCCUACGAUUCAUCGAGCCGGACCAGCAGGCAGCCUCGUUGCUCUCCAGGCGACAGGCAAAGAAAAAGGCCAAGACGAGCAAGGACAAGGCCAUGCCAGGAGAUGAAGCUACGUCCAUGGGUCUCGACGAGACCGAGAAUGCUGCCCCUUGCCCCGGCCGCUUGACCCGCAUCAUCCGGACCGAGGCUCUCCUCGUCAUCCACCCCGCGGCUGCCCUCGACCUCCGUAGGGCCUUGAAGCACGCUGGAGUCAUCAUGACCGACGAAGACAAGGCGACCGUCCAGCUCGAGAGCGCAAACGUCGUCAGGCUGACGGCGACCCAGCUCGACAGCGCCCCAGACCCCUGGGUCGCCGCCGGCGGCAAGGACACCACCGCGUCCAAGCUCAAGAAGCGCAAGCGGGCCCAGAGCAUGGCGGCGACCUCGUCGUCGUGGUCGUCGUCGUCGGCCCCGGCAUCCAGCCAGGACUUCCAGGAAUGGACCGUCCUGGACCGGGCGAUGCAGAGGCAGCGGCAACAUGGCUUCAACAUCUUUGAGCUGGUCGGGCCCGAUGCGGGCAAGCUGCUCGCCAGCGUGCUGAAGCCCAUCGAGCGCGGCCAGCCGGCUCGGGGCAGCUCCGCCGGCGAUGCUCACGCCGCCAACUCCAAGGAGGCGUUCCACGCGCUCAAGUGCCAGCCGGCCGUCGUGCCCACCGAUACGAGCAAGGCAAAGGCGAAUAAGGGCGCAAGGGCACCGCCAGCUCGCCCGCUCCUGCCAGACAACACCGUCCUGGCGUUUGAGGUGCACGAUCCGCGGCUCUCGUUCCCGCCCAAGCUCGUGCCGACCAAGUCGCCCGAGGUCAAGCAGCAGCCCAUCCGGCCCGCGGCCGAGCUGGCCUCGAGCCGCCUGCUGGCGUACGGGGCGACGGCGCCGCGCUUCAGCAAGGGCGAGAUCGACUCGCGGCGCGCCAAGCUGCCCAUCCCGGGCACCAGGCUCAAGCCCGACUCGCGCGACGACAUUGUGCCCGUCGUGGUGAUCCGACGCCGCCUGACCACUCGCAACCCCGCACCGCCGCAGCCGCCAUCGUCCACAUCGGCGCGGGACGGAGAGGGAGAGCGAGACAGCGGCAGCGGCAGCGCGGGCAGCAGCGGCAGCGGGGUCGAUGGGUACACCCUGAUUCUGCCGCGCGGCUGGGGCAUGGCCUUUUUCCUGAGCCUCGCCAACACGCACCAGAGCGGCUCGAGCAAGGGUGCCCGCGUGCUGGGCCAGAGGCAGAUCCAGCACCAGAGCCUCGAGAUUGCCGCGCUCCGCACCGAGGUGCCCGCCAUCGCGUCCUCGGCGUCUCCCGACUCGGCGGGUGCGGCCGAUGGGCAGGCGAGCUCCUCUGCCGUCGCCGUCGACGACGGGGCGGCACCCGCCAGGCAGGCGUUCGAGGGCCUCUUUUUCCCGCGCGACUGGAUCGGCACGCGCGCCUAUGCCGAGAUCGAGAAGGAGGCGUGCGCGCGGCGCAAGGACGAGUGGGCGCGGCGACCCAAAGGCAAGCGGGUCGAGCACGUCUUUGUCGACGAGUCGGCCGUCAGGCCGCUGUGGACGACCGAGGACGCGUCUGCGCCCGCAGCGACACAUGCCCUCGCUGCCAACGACCAGUACCAGAGCAAGAGCAGGAGCGAGAGCGAGAGCAAGGUCUCGUCCCAGCCCUCAGCCGGCGAGGUGGUGGCGGCGCUGCAGGCCAGGCUGCGCAGCGACCGGCUGGGCACCUCUCGACCCUUUCCCUUUGGCGGCGUCGGCGUGUGGGAGUGGCUGAGCGCCAACUCGGAGCGCCUCUUUGGCGCUGCACGCCCCGGCCACGAUCCUCGGGCGGGCGCGGACUCGGGCUCGAACUCGAACUCGAUCACCAGUGGCGGUGGGGGCGAGGACAAGCCGUGGCUUCUGCCGCUGACGCAGUCCGAGUGCUACGACGUCGACGCGCUGACACGGCGGGUCGACGAGGCGGCGCGGCGCGGCUCGCACGUCUACGCCAACGCGCUGGUACCCGUCAAGCUGAGCCUGACGCGCAAGGGAACGGCCGAGGAGCUGAGCAGCGUGCUUCUCCCGCCGAGCUACGACGACCAGCAGAUGUGGAUGCAACACGUCGACGUCAGCAAGCACCCUCUGUCGCUGCUGUGCAAAAAGCCGAGCGGCAGCGGUGGUGCGGCACUGCUGGAUCGGGAGACGGUCAAGAGGGAAGUGGAACGACGGCUGGAACGGCUGCAACUGGGUCGAUCUGCGCCGCCGCUGCCUACUGCGCUGGGACACGCCAAGCGCACCGUCGAGGCGCAGUUGGGCGCCACCGGAACAGCGGCGGCGGCGGCGGCGGCAAUGGUGGUGCCGAGCGAGGCGGAGCUGGAUGGGGUGCACGAUCGGUGCGCCGACUGGAACGGGAGCGUGGGCAUGGUGCUGAGCGGCGACUAUGCGCUGGGACGCGGGCGCGGCUUUGGCAUCGCGGCCAUGACGCUCAAGGCGUGGAUCGAGGUGGUCAAGCGCGAGGAGCAGACGAGGACGCGAUGCGAUGAGGCGGCAACACGCGCAGGAGCAGGAUCGGGGGGAGGGAGGAAGAAGAGGAACCCGGUCGAGUCCCGAUUCCUCGUCCUGGUUCGGGCGGUGGGGAGCGAUGUGGUGCGACCGUGUACGGCCGUUCCGAUCCACCUCUAG
Messenger RNA from Pseudozyma flocculosa PF-1, 3807 nucleotides. RefSeq lists its product as uncharacterized. Gene Ontology annotation, biological process: tRNA 5'-leader removal. The record is from RefSeq and is a predicted model, not a curated record. Bases 1 to 3807 code for a protein of 1268 amino acids. Lineage: Eukaryota; Fungi; Basidiomycota; Ustilaginomycetes; Ustilaginales; Ustilaginaceae. The transcript has a single exon. Gene Ontology annotation, cellular component: ribonuclease MRP complex; nucleolar ribonuclease P complex.